Didymodactylos carnosus is the source of this 768-nucleotide messenger RNA. The record is from the annotation of a GenBank genome assembly. NCBI's taxonomy places the organism in Eukaryota, Metazoa, Rotifera, Eurotatoria, Philodinida, Philodinidae.
AUGGUGAACGAAAAAGACGAUAGUGUGACAAUCAUUCCCUCCAAUUCUCAUGCCAACGGUAGUCGAACGAAAAGUUUUACUGACGUUCAUUUUAGUCGGCAUAAACCGCAUAUAAGUGUUUCAGAAAUAAUUCGUAAUCAACGUCUCUUAUCAGUAAUUGAUCCAAUGAGUGAUCGCGUUAGUACCAUUCUUGUCUGGAAAAAUCUGACCGUUUCAGCAAGAGAUAUGAAUGAUAAUAGAAGUCGCAUUCUUCAUUGGAACCAUAAACCGAAAAUAAAAUAUCUCCUGUCAAAUAUUAGUGGAGCUGUAACUGGCGGACUAUGGGCUGUAAUGGGUCCUUCUGGUUCGGGAAAAUCGACUUUAUUGAAUACUCUGGCAUGUCGUCUUGAUGUGUCCACAAAUGUCUCGGGUGAAAUGCAUUUAAAUGGUGCACCGUACAAUAAUGCUGAACUGAAACGGAUUGCAGGUUACGUAAUGAAAGACGAUUUACUCAAUGGUUUCUUGACGGUCGAAGAAACUCUUACAUACACUGCACGAUUUCGUUUGCAUAAAGAUUCCACCGAAGAGGAACGAAAACAACGUGUAAAAGAAGUUAUGGCCGAUAUGGGUCUGUCACAUGUGCACAAUGUUAUCAUUGGUACAUCGGAAAAAAAGGGCAUCUCUGGUGGAGAACGGAAAAGAGUUUCUGUUGGCAUGGAACUACUAUCGCGGCCUCAGUUACUGUUUCUGGAUGAACCGGUAAGUAAUAUGUUUACUCGAAAAAGUUAA